AUGAAGUACGGGGAAACUUUCCAACAGAGAUCAAUUCCACUCUGGGAAAACUAUAACGUCGAUUACAACGAUAUCAAGCACCUAAUAAAGGUUCGCACAACACAAGGACAAGGUCAAGCAAAGGCUAUACCAGGUAGCGAUAGUGAAACAAAAGCUUUCCAUGCUUUCGAGGAUGAAUUGUAUCGCGAAUUGCGUGACCAGCACCAAAGAAUCGAUCUCUUUGUCCAGAGUAAGGCUGGCGAGGUAGGAAGAAAGCUUGCUCAUUUGGAUAAGCAAAUUGCACAAUUGGAAAUUCGAAGCUUCCCCACAAGCCGUGGGAAACUACCCAUCAAGCGGUUGGAGAAAUUUUCCAGGCUGGAGGAGGCUGUUCUUAAAGCCGGAGAAGAAAUACAAUCCCUUUCACGUUUUGUUGGAGCACAACGUUUGGCUUUUCAGAAGCUGCUGAAAAAGUAUAGAAAGUGGACUGGCUCUUCUGAACUAGGCAAUCGCUUCCGCAAAGAAGUACUCGACCGUCGAACAAGUUUCUCGAAGACAGACUUUGAACCUUUACUCGCGCAAUGGACACAAGUCUUGGCGUCUGUCCGGGCACCUUUCGUUGAUGGCAUCAGUUGGCAAUCCGAUCCUACGGAACCCAAGAAAGAGGAGUUCCAAUCGCAUAGACCAGUGCCGCAUAAGUCUCCAAGCAAUUCUGCGCAGAAUCAGGCCGCAAAAAGCCAGCAUGUGAGCAAGGACCUAAGCAGUGCAGCAGAUCUACAGACAGCCUGGGAGAAUGGUUCAAAUCUUGAAAUAGACACCGCCCUCGCUACAAUACCAUUUGGUCAUAGGGCAGCCAAGGCGGCGUACUGGAUCCACCCAGAUAACAUAGUACAGAUCCACGUGCUGCUACUCCAGUACACCAGACUGCAGAAAUCGAAUGAGACGUUUUCAUCUCCAGAAAGUCCAUCUUCCCCCCGAGGGUCCAUAAGUGGCCAUCCGGCUAGGGGUUCUUCUCGAACCGACGAAGAGCUGGGUGUCAUCAUAUGCGAUGACCUCCAACGUUUUGCCCAAAGGCAGAGUAGCGAGACCAUAAGCGACUCUGAAAACCGCGCAGGCUUCGCUCCCGAGAAAGCUGCCGCGAGUAUCAGGUAUUCCUCAAAUGGUGACGCUGUCGUCGUCGUGGGCGCAGGCACCAAUGAUGCUAGCAAAUCUACGUGCUCGAACAGGGAGUUCGCCACGAGGAAAGCUAGGUUCAAGCGCAAAGCCAUACAGCGGCUGUUCAGCACUUCCAGUGGAGAAGAAGGUACCAUAGCAGACGGCUCAAAGGAUUCCGAACAAGUCAGUGAAUGGUUCGUCGGGCACAAUGAGGUUCAGCCCUUAGUGCAACUACGAUUAAGGCGCACCCGGUUCGUUGGUCUCAAGAACAGCGCGACAAAUGGACUUUGGGCUACACUUGACAAAAAUAUCUCAAUGUGGAGCUGUCCUCCAGAUCUCCUUGCUAGUGACAAAGGCUUCAACACCAUUGACGAUGGAGGGGAGAAGGACUCCGAAAUCUUCCCACAUGCAGUCCUUGAGAUCAGGACCGAAGGACCAGCUGAUACCAAUGUGAUAGCUGCUUUAGACGCGUCGUAUUUGACAGAAAGGGUUCGAGGCUUUUCUCUCGAAACACACGCUGUGGCUACCCUGUGCAAGCCUCAAGGAAUGCCACGUCCAUUUUGGCUCCCAGCCUUAAAGCAAGAUAUACGCAAGGUCCCAGCAACAUCGAAAUUGCCAAAAGCGCGCAAAUCGCAAGGCCGUUCUAGUCCUGAAGAGUCAAGCACUCGGCAUACAUCCGUCUCAGCGUCAUCGACGAAGAACGGCAUAUCAAGCGGCGGUUUCUCGGCGCUGCGCGGAGAGUCCUCUGCAACGUCGGCGCCAGACACUCUUGCCACUCCGCCUCUCGACGCCUCUAAGAAGAUAAAGAGACGGCGGUCAAAUCGCAAGCAAAUGCCCCAAAAACGAUUGCGAGAGCCAGCUCAGCCUAGAUAUGAGCGCUACUGGAACGAAUUCGACGACGGCAGCGACGGUUCUCAAGAUGGAGCGUACACCAUUUUCGUCGAUCCUAAUGCUUCAUACAGCAUCCCUGGUGCAGCGGCAGUGUUCAGACUGUGCGGGUCAAUUUCCUCAAGCAUCAAGGCCUCCGAAGAGACAAUACUGCAUUGGUUCAGAUCGUUUCAAAAGACCAGGCAUGGCGAGCAGCGGCUUCUCGUCAACGGCGAGUGCUCUCCCAGCACUGCAGACUCUGACCAAUCCGACGCAGACUCCUCAACCAGACACGUGAAAUCAUCUCCACAUCGUCGCUAUUCCACCUUUCCCGUGCUCUCGCAACCUCCCGCUGCCCGCGCCCGCGAGGCCCUUCUCUUCCGCUCUUGUAUCGCCUCAUUUGCUUCAUCGAUUAUCCUUCUGGUCGUGGCCGCCUGCUUAGUUACCACAGGACGCAGGAAAGCUGCUAAUACCGUCGAUGCAGGUGUCAUCAUUGGCGUAGUCUCGAGCCUGGUAUUUGCCGUUAUGGGGGCGGGAAGUAUGGUAAGGAGAAAGGAUGAUGUUGGAUGGAUGCACAGAGCUGCCGUGUUCUUGGUCUUUGUAUGCGUUGUCCUUGCGAGUAGCAUUUUGCUUGCUGCGCUGCGUCUCUCCUGA
Messenger RNA from Letharia lupina, 2652 nucleotides. RefSeq lists its product as uncharacterized. The transcript is spliced from 6 exons. Lineage: Eukaryota; Fungi; Ascomycota; Lecanoromycetes; Lecanorales; Parmeliaceae. The record is from RefSeq and is a predicted model, not a curated record. Gene Ontology annotation, biological process: vacuole fusion, non-autophagic; microautophagy; vacuolar transport. Gene Ontology annotation, cellular component: fungal-type vacuole membrane; vacuolar transporter chaperone complex. Bases 1 to 2652 code for a protein of 883 amino acids.